Mytilus californianus (California mussel) is the source of this 893-nucleotide messenger RNA. RefSeq lists its product as uncharacterized. The record is from RefSeq and is a predicted model, not a curated record. Lineage: Eukaryota; Metazoa; Mollusca; Bivalvia; Mytilida; Mytilidae. Bases 153 to 884 code for a protein of 243 amino acids. The transcript has 7 exons.
CGCCAUUUAACGACAUGUUUGGCUGUUUUAUUGAACAGAUGAAUUUCUUAUCGUGUCUCUUGUAAGGGAAUCAUGUUUUCAACGGACCUCAUAGUGUUAAAAAUAUGUGAAAAUGAUGUAGCUUCACACUAGUAAACAAGAAUUCAACAGUUAUGUGGUACAAGCUAUUGAUGUUGAUACAUUUAUGCGCAGCAUUUCCGCUGAAAUGUCCUGAAACAGCGCAAUGGGCACUACGUGCAAAUAGUCUCUGUGCGGAUCCAUCAAAAUAUUUUUGUUUAAGGAAUGAUCUUAUCAACGGAUAUUCUGAAAACUGUACAAGGUCCGACUUUCAGCAACCAGGUAGAAAAGCAGUUCUUCGUGGAGGAAUAGAUGCAGAUAUAUGUUCUAAAGAAAGAUAUCAACCAUUCCCACUCAGGUUUUACACAAAUGUUAGUACACAUUGUUUAUUUUUUAAAUCAUUCUGCAAUGAGGAGGGUCAAGUUGUAUAUGACCGUGGAAACCGUAACACUGAUACUACAUGCAGAUGUGACUACAGACGAGGUUAUGAUUUCCUUGUUAAACCAAACAACCUAUGCUUUUGUAAACCACAACAUGAAGAUUGUUCCUGCUACUUGAAGACCUGUUCCAAUAAAAGAAAAAUAUUUUCACCGGAUUACGACUGCAUUGAUAAAAUGAACCGUACUGUGGUUACGCAAUGUCGACCAAUAACAGAUGACAAAGACACCAGUAGUGAAAGACCUGUUAACAUAGAUAUAAUUCCAUUGGAAGACAAUGUUUUUUUUCUAGUACCCUGGAAGAAAAAUGCAGCAAUGGUAGUAGUAGUUCUUAUAUUUUGUAAGUUGUAUUUAUUUUUCUAUUAUAACAGAUACAUGUACGUAUUAUAAACAACGAAG